Molecule: messenger RNA, 417 nt
Organism: Pisolithus orientalis
Lineage: Eukaryota; Fungi; Basidiomycota; Agaricomycetes; Boletales; Pisolithaceae
Exons: 2
Coding region: 1-417 (138 amino acids)
Source: RefSeq, a predicted model, not a curated record
AUGACUGGGCUGAUGAAGAUGGAGGAGUGGAAGAGAGACGAUGUCAUGCAGCGUGGCGGCUAUCACAAGAUCAUCAAGAGCUGUGAGCAGGCCAAGAAGGACGGCUACGGGUGGUCGUGGAUCGAUACCUCUGUUACAGUUGCAUCGACAAGCAGAGCAUAUCAAAACGCACAGAUCUGCUAUGCGUACCUCCGUGACGCUGACGAGUUACCACGGCCCACUGAACCAUACGAUCCAUACGGCGACUUACUCUGCAAGCCCGACAGUCGGCUGCGCCCAGAAUGGUUUAUGCGGGGCUGGACACUACAGGAACUUAUCGCACCGAAGCAACUCAAAUUCUUCAACAAGGACUGGGUGCCCAUUGGCAACAAACGACAACUGGCACCUGUUGGAAGACAUCAACGGAGUUCCAUGUGA